AUCGCGAGGCCGCAGCCUGGGGCAGCCCCUCCAGUGGGUGCGGACCUGGGCCUGUCCUGCUUGCCGUGCCGGACACCGAGCUUGGCCCGCAUCACGCCUGGCCGUGGGGACGGCCGCGUAAAAGGCGGGCCCAGCCAGGGCUGGAAGCGGCCGUCGACUUCGGCUAGACCAGGAUGGUGUGACCGGCGCGGCCCUGGCCACGCAGACCCGGCUCGACGCUCCUCGCCCGCUCGCGCAGCGGAGCCGAGCCCCACACGGCCGCUCUAGGAGAGGGCGCGCGGCUCGGGAAGCUGCCAUGGACCGCGGCGGCCCCGCGGGCAGCCCCCUGGUCGCCAGCAACGAGUCCUCGCCCCCGGCUGCCGCCACCUGCGACUCCAGCCCGGGGCGGACCGGGCCGGGGCCGGCGGGCCCCGGCGGCGGUGCUCGCGCGGGGGGCGGGCGGCCGGCGGCAGCGAACGCGGCGCGGGAGCGCAGCCGCGUGCAGACCCUGCGGCACGCCUUCCUGGAGCUGCAGCGCACGCUGCCGUCGGUGCCGCCCGACACCAAGCUGUCCAAGCUGGACGUGCUGCUGCUGGCCACCACCUACAUCGCGCACCUCACCCGCAGCCUGCAGGACGACGCCGAGGCUCCUGCCGACUCCGGGCUUGGCGCCCUGCGCGGCGACGGCUACCUGCACCCUGUUAAGAAAUGGCCCAUGCGAUCAAGAUUAUACAUUGGUGCUACUGGUCAGUUUCUGAAGCAUUCUGUCUCUGGAGAAAAAGCAAAUCAUGGCAAUACUCCAACAGAUUCACAGCCUUAGGCUCUCCCCUGAUGGCGCUGGUAAAAAGUAGUGUCUAUUGUUUUUAAAUAGUAUGAAAUCAUUCUAUAUUUAUUGCAUCAGACAUAACAAACGUCAUUUCUGAAAGUUUACAUAUGAAUCCAUAGUUGGGUGUUUAGAUUUACUUGUCUAAUCUAAACAAAUGUGGAAUGAAAUAAUCAGUCUUGCAUAAAACACCCAGCUCAUCUACUCAGUGUGAGAGACAGUCACUACUAUAUAGUGCAGAAGAAACUAUCGGGAAAAAAGGGAAAGACACACAAAAGCAAACAAUUGUGUAUAUAUUCAGAGAAUACACACAUUUUCUGUAGUGUAUCCGUUACAAACUGGAAAGCUAAUAUCUAUCAAUUCAGUCUGCCUAGUUUAAAAAAAUAAAAGCUGUGUUUGUAAUACACCAGUAUUUCGUUUUUGUGAAAACCAGUCUGUGCUUAAAGUUGGUCUAGGAAGCCAUUUCACUUGGAAGAGGUGAGAUCAUUUAUUCAGUUUUAACUGAAUAUGUGUGAAAAGACUGUUGAAGUAAUGUGAUGAUGCAGUAACUUCUAUAACUAGUUAAUUUUCCCUCUUAGAAAACUGGUUUGGAGUGUUAGAAAUGGUUUGCUUCAUAAACCAGGGCUUGGCCACCUUCCUAGAGGAUUGUUAAAUAUCUUACUAUGUUUCUAAGUUGUGGAAGGCAUUGGGAAUCCCUACAGUCCAGUGUGAACAGGAGCUGGGGGCGUCCUCCCUGGUCACUCCAUAUUCACCCCACUCUCUUUCAGGUCGUGGACUAGGUGAGCAGGUGCAGCUGCAGCCACCAGAGAGAGAGUGGCAUGUUCAGGCCUCUCCGGGCCCUUGAGUGAAGCCCUUGUGAGCCUCAUAGUCGCAGCUCUGGCCAGGCUCCUCUCCCCUUGUCAAUUGCUGUUCACAAUCUACCUUCUUAGCCAUUAUGAAAUGGGGGCAGUCCUCUGAUUUGGGAAUUCUGGCACUGAUCUGCACCUUGAGCGAGUCUGAGGACAGAGCGGCCAUCCUGAGAUUCAUUAGGCCAGAGCAGACCCCCCUGAAUCUGCCCUAAUUUGAACCUACAAUCAGGGAAGGCCCUCUGCCGUGGGCCUCUCCCGCCACCCUGCACAUCAUGUGCCCAGGGAGCAGCUGUUCUGCCUGAGUGCACACUUGGUUUCAGUUUUCAACAGGAGCUUGGGGGUUCUAGCCGUGAAGCAGAGGUGUUUCUCAGGGAACGCACUGGAUCUCAAAACAACAGGGUGCAAAAGAAAUCAUCAGUCUCUUUUGUCAUGUCUUUGCUGACUUAGAUUCUUUAUCUCCCUUUCUUGUUUUUCUCCUCCAUCUUUACUUCCCGUUUCCAACUGUAAAGUUCAUUUAUUUCUCAAUAAUCCACAGUUUUAAAGUUGCUGAAUGUGAUCCAAAAUUAGCAAAUAGGAAGUAUAUUAAUGGACUUGGUUGAAUUAGUAUAGCAGUUGAACUGCCAUUUUAUUUUCUCCUCACCUCACUCUUCUUCCAGCUUUUGGCAAUGAAAUGAAGUAAAAGACCGUUUGAAGGCAAACGCUGUCAUUCGGUUGAUUCAGCGAACGUGGCCAUGUUUUGGCUCAUAUCUGAUGGCUAGUUUGUAAUUUUUAUUUUAAUGUGAAUAUACUCCUUGUAAUGUGACCCAAGCAUUUCUUUGAAAGAAAAGGCAUACAAUAAGAGCUGUCUAUGUAUUAAUAUGUAGCACAAAUGUUUGUACAUUUGAAUAUUGGUGAAUAUAUUUACCCCACUCAUAUAACAUUGAAAGGAAUAAAAAGUAAAUUGAAAUGUGGAUUCAGCCAUUCGCUAUUAUAAGUUAUUGGCAUAAAAAGUGCCAAGAAUAAUCUUUUACCUUAAGGAAUUAAAUCAGAACUUUUUUAAAGUUACCUGAAAAUGAACUGUAAACACUAAAUUUGAUAGCAAGAAUUUAAGAAAAUUGGUUUUCUUGCUAAUAAUCUAUUUGGCUACAGUUUUUAAAGUGUUUAAUUGGGGAAAAAUGAUUUUUGUUGAAUGAAUUAUCGACUUUUCUAAAUCAUCCUGUUAAGUAGUUAGUUAAACUUUGCUUUUGACAGUAUUACUUUUUAUUUCUUCUUGUCCAGUUACAAAUGUUUUAAUGCCAAAGAAGUAUAUUUCUGUCAUAUGUUUUCAUGACAUUUUAUUAAAAUGCUAAAUAUUCCAACAGCUUUUGGUAGGUUGGAAAAUCUUAAAGGAGAAAUUGCAUAUUUUCACCCAAAGGUUCAAAGGAGUAUGCUGUUUUAAUUAGUGGUGCAUGGUCAGGAAAAGGUGUUUUACUAAAAUAAAAUAAAGCACUAAUCUGAAAAUUAA
Messenger RNA from Equus caballus (horse), 3133 nucleotides. RefSeq names its product transcription factor 24 (gene TCF24). Gene Ontology annotation, molecular function: protein dimerization activity; DNA-binding transcription factor activity, RNA polymerase II-specific; RNA polymerase II transcription regulatory region sequence-specific DNA binding. Gene Ontology annotation, biological process: developmental process; regulation of transcription by RNA polymerase II. The record is from RefSeq and is a predicted model, not a curated record. Lineage: Eukaryota; Metazoa; Chordata; Mammalia; Perissodactyla; Equidae.